UGCGAGCUUUGUUGUGUCCUUGGCGGUUGUAUGACUCUGUGCAAGUCCGGUCAAUGUCGUCUAAACGUGGGAGUUAACUUCCUGAUAUAUUGGGGCGAAUUGCACGCUAUUAUUUUUCAUUCAUAAUUCUAUCCGAACGUUGUGUCUUGUCUGCGACCAAGUGUCGUCUGCGUUAGCAUUUUACGAGUAGCGUUGCUGGCAUUUCCGGUUCAUGACACGGCUGCGUAGAAAUUCCCCCAACUCCCUUGUUGAAGUAGUUUUAGGAGCUGAAGACCUAAAGAAGAUGACGGUAUUGAACUUGUCAUUUGCUGCAUCCGGAUUUGUGGGAAUCUACCACCUGGGUGCUGUGGAGGCUUUCCUUCGUCAUGGCAACAAGCUGCUGGGCUCCCUGCAGGCUUGUGCUGGGGCCUCUGCCGGAGCUCUGGUGGCUGCAGUCAUGAUCACGGCUCCCGACAAAGUUGAGCAGUGUAAGGAAUUCACUUUUAAAUUUGCUGACAACGUGAGGAAGCAAAGAUUUGGAGCUGUCACACCGGGAUACAACUUCAUGCAGAAGCUGCGGGAUGGCAUGGAGGAGAUUCUCCCGACAGAUGCCCACUGUCUGGCCACUGACCGCCUCUACAUCUCACUCACACACUCCAGAAGCAGCAAAAAUAUCCUUGUGUCCAGGUUUACAUCCAGAGAAGAGCUCAUAAAGGCUUUAUUGGCGAGCAGUUUUGUCCCGGUCUACGCAGGACUUCAGGCCGUGGAGUUCCGUGGACAGAAAUGGAUCGAUGGAGGUUUCACUGACAGUCUGCCCAUCCUGCCUGUUGGACGAACAAUCACUGUGUCGCCUUUUGCUGGAUUGCAGGACGUGUGUCCUGUCCACAGGGGGCGUCAUGAUACACAACUGAGGCUCGCCAACAUGAACAUCAUGCUUACGGACCAAACAGCACAGUACCACCGGAAACCGUGGGGGGCAGUGUUGCUGUUGCUGCCCGGUACCAUAUCUCUAAUGAGACACAAAGAAGACAGAACAAUGGCAGAAAUUCGCCGUCCUCCAGUGACAAUAUAUUAAACAGCCUCAUCAACCAUCGCCUCCGACAACCUCUCCUUGGAGAACAUCAAACGUCUGAACCAGGCUCUGUUCCCUCCAACCCACCAAGGCCUGCAGUCUCUGUGUCACGAAGGAUUCAGUGACACACUGAGAUUCCUCAAGAGAGAGUCCUGGAUGAGCUGACAGUCCGAUUCCUCCGGCUCCUAAAUCACUUCUGAUGAUUUCUUUUGAAUAAACUGUUGGACUUCAGGAUACCAAACAGACUGGCCGCCGAUUGUAACGAUUUAAUAUCAACGCUGGGAUCAAAUGUGUCUCUGAAUUUGUUCCUUGGACUGGCUGAGGUUUUUAAAAUCACCCUCUGUACCCCUUCUGUGGACAUCAUUUACAAGCCAUUUAAUUCUCUAUCAGCGUGAAACACUGGAGGUGAAUUUUACUGGCUGCUGCUGCAGUGCACAGGAAAUAGUGGCUUUGGUUUUUGGAUGGAGCAUUGUCUUUUGGUUUAUCGGACACUUCCUCUUGAAUCAGCAGACUGUUUUUUUUAACUGACAUGAAAACAUGACAAGUGAAACAAAAUAAAGAACAAUUUCAAAUCAAUUAUUUGAACAAGCUGAGGCUCAUUUUCUCAGACCACCAGAUGGCACUAGCUCACUGCUCUAUUCUCCUCAGCUAUUUUGUUGAAACCUCUACUCACACCGAAACACUUCUUAACCAGAACACUUCUUAAUGAGGCUUCAUCGGGCAGAAACAGGGUUAUUUUAAU
This is a messenger RNA of Synchiropus splendidus (mandarinfish), 1793 nucleotides long. RefSeq names its product patatin-like phospholipase domain containing 4 (gene pnpla4). Gene Ontology annotation, molecular function: retinyl-palmitate esterase activity; triacylglycerol lipase activity. NCBI's taxonomy places the organism in Eukaryota, Metazoa, Chordata, Actinopteri, Syngnathiformes, Callionymidae. Gene Ontology annotation, cellular component: cytoplasm; lipid droplet; membrane. Bases 212 to 1054 code for a protein of 280 amino acids. Gene Ontology annotation, biological process: triglyceride catabolic process; lipid homeostasis. The transcript has 8 exons. The record is from RefSeq and is a predicted model, not a curated record.